Molecule: messenger RNA, 2382 nt
Organism: Rasamsonia emersonii CBS 393.64
Lineage: Eukaryota; Fungi; Ascomycota; Eurotiomycetes; Eurotiales; Trichocomaceae
Exons: 2
Source: RefSeq, a predicted model, not a curated record
GAGACGCGGUGGCCAACCUGUGCAUCUGAACCGCCUGCCGCGCUCCGCACGCCUGCUUUUUCACUUGCCUUCUUCCCACCAGGCCCCUCAGUCCUGCUUCUUUCCGGAGUCGCCUCGACUGCGGGGGGAUUGGAUUCACCCAGAGAUAAAUUGGCUCCCUCUCAACUGAGCGGACUACGAUCGUGCAUCUCCUCCUUUUCCGGGCCGCUCUAUAACAUCUCGCAUGGCAUGUUUCGCCUGCUGCCGUGGUCCUCUGGAAUCGGAGGAAACAAGGUGAUGGCGGAGGAUUUGAAGAUGCUGGUGACGCCGACGCAGCGCAAGUCGCCCGUCCUGGAUAGCCCUCCCCUUCACAAGCUGAAGCGCAAACUCGCCGACUCCCAUGAACCGAUCGCCGUCUUGGACGAGCCCCCGGCAACGAAGCGUCGCCUAGACAGCGGCGACCAGCCACCUCCUCCAGCCGAAGUCGACGUGAAAAACGACGGAACGCCUAGUUCUGAGUCCGCGACCAACGACACUGCGGCGCCUCCCCCAUCCGCUCCCUCCGACCAACAUCCCGAGUCGCAGCCUCGCGCCGAGAAUGACGGCCCGGAUCAUACCGGCACUCCCCAGUCAGACAAGCAUGCGAAAGCACCCCCGAAGAUGGAUAUCGAGAGGCUGCGCCAGGCGAUCGACGCGCAACUGAGCUUGGAAGUCCUCUUGAAACAUAAUGAACUGCGUCUCAUCGAUCAGGAGAUUGCGAAAUGUCAGAUCGCGCUGGAACAGCUGCGUCGGUGUGCUGAGAUCCCCUACCCGGGUUCGAGUGUCUCGGGAAUCUCGCAGUCGGUCAGCAACGGGACCGGGUUUGCGGUGGCACCGCCCGGGGGUGGACGCCCUCCUGUCUCGCCAGCUCCAUGGGGUGUAACCGACGGCCCCUACUCACGACACUAUGCAAGAUGGCUCUUGCCAGAUCCUCGCUUCGAUGGAGGAGAGCCCGAACCUCCCGCCCCUCACCCAGGCUACGGACCUUUUGAUGGACGAACCACGCGGUCGAGCCUCAACGAUAGCGGCUAUGUCGCUGGCAAGUCACGCUCCCAGAGAGGGAGCGUGAAUGCGAAGCUACAGGCUCUUCCCAGUGGUUACCCUCCACCUAAGGACAAGGCCGGCCCGAUGAUUAUCAAGCGUAAGAGCGAUGGUCAGCUGGUGAAGUUGGUUUGUCUGGAUUGCCGACGUUUCGAUUUCUCCAGCACCCAGGGUUUCAUCAACCACUGCCGGAUUGCUCAUGGUCGGACGUUUGCCAGCCAUGAUGCGGCAGCGGUGGCGUCUGGAGAGCCCGUCGAGGUCGAUGAGGCUGGGAUGGUUAUUGGAGGCACUGGUGAUUCGACAAGCGGCGGCGCGCCUGGUUAUGUUCACCCUUUGAUCCGUUCUGCACAUACCAUCGAAUCAGCAUCCAAGGACAACAACCAGCCGAAAUCUUCGAGCGAAGGAUCGGCAUUGAAGCAGAGUAACAAGGACAGUCCAGACACGGAUUCCCAACCGAAGAAGCCGGAAAAGACCAGUCCUGUGGCUCCAGAUCCCUCGUUCAAAGCGUCCCCCGAUACGCCCCACUUGUCUUCGCUGUUGGAACGGCGAGGCCUUGGUCUUGACCUUCGUGACCUGGUCGGGGAUGCCAAGACGCUUGUCGACCUGAACGCAUUCUCAUCCGAGGAGGAAUCUGAAGAGGAGGCGACUGAAGCGGCCACUGAAUCUGGCCCGGAUCGCUCGCAACUCAGUGUCCAAGGCAGUCGACUGCCUGCCCGUACGACGAUGCCUCAGGCCGCAUCUCAGCGUCCCAAUAGCCGAAAAGGAGCUGAGAAGGCAAGAGGUGGCCGUAAACCUCGUCAUAUCGAGACGUCGACACCGGCCAGACAAGCAUCGUAUACGUCACCAUACGCACCCUCCGCGUCGUUGGACGCCUUGCAGCUGGGUCGAUCUCAAGACGGAGAUGUCGACAAUACCGAAAAUCUCAGCCCUCAUACUGUCGAGUCCAAUCAAGCACCGAGCCUUGUCAGUGACGACGACGACGAGUAUGAGGCGCCCUCCGACUCUGAGAGUCCCAGUCCCAGCUCGUCGGAAGCAGGGGAUGACGACCAAGACUUCGAACAUAUCGAAGUGGAGGACGAUGAAGGCACAGCAACGUCGACAACGACGGAGACCAAGACGGAUCAUGAACUGGCCAGUCCGGCCAAAUCACAUGCGACCUCACUGUCGAAACCUCUGAGACGGGGUGGCAGGAAGAAGGAUCGCAUGCUCGGCAGCGGGCUUGUGUCGCUGAACCGUGGCAAAGAUGGGCGCCGGGUUAGUUUCGUGAGCCCGAAUGCAUCUCCAACCAAAAAGAAGGAUGCAGGCCGGAAACAGCAUCGAUAA